GAUCUAUCUCUUAUUUUCAUAUAUAGAUGUACUGCAGAUAAAUUCACAUAAUAUAUAUUUUCGUGGUGUUUGUAGAUUUUGCAAUUGUUUAUAACAAACAAUUUAGAAUAAAAACUUACUAAUAUAAUAAACUUUGAAGUUUUUAUUUAAUUGAGUAGAUUUUAUAUGUUUAAUGGGAAAUAUAUAAACAAAUAAAAAAAAAAAGUUUUAUAUAUUGAACAACAAAAAUGCCAUGCUGGUAUUAUGAGAAAAAAGAACUCCGAAAUACACCGUCUAUUCAAGAUGGAAUUGAUUAUGAAACAGAAUGCAGAUAUAGAAAAGAGGGUGCAAGAUUUAUUAUUGAUACAGGUACAAAAAUGGAUUUAGGAUAUAAUACAAUGGCAACUGGGGUUGUUUAUUUUCAUAGAUUUUAUAUGUUUCAUUCAUUUAAGAAUUUUCCAAGAUAUGUUACUGCAUGCUGUUGUUUACUUCUGGCAGGAAAAGUAGAAGAAACACCAAAAAAAUGUAAAGAUAUAAUAAGAACUGCAAAGUCUUUGUUGAGUGAGCAAAAAUUUAUGACAUUUGGAGAAGAUCCAAAAGAAGAAGUUAUGACAUUAGAAAGAAUUUUAUUACAAACUAUUAAGUUUGAUUUACAAGUUGAACAUCCAUAUAGUUACUUGUUAAAAUAUGCAAAAUGCCUUAAAGGUGAUAAAAAUAAAUUACAAAAAAUGGUUCAAAUGGCUUGGACAUUUGUUAAUGAUAGCUUAUGUACAACAUUAUCCCUGCAAUGGGAACCAGAAAUUAUAGCUGUUGCUCUCAUGUAUUUGGCUGGAAAACUUAGUAAAUUUGAAGUGGUAGAUUGGAAUGGAAGACAACCAAAACAUUUACGUUGGUGGGAUAUGUUUGUUGAAGAUGUUACUAUGGAUCUUCUAGAAGAUAUCUGUCAUCAAGUAUUAGAUUUAUAUUCACAAGCUAAUAACACAAAACCACCAGAUUCACCACCAUUAACACCAUCUAAUGAACCUUGUAGAGAUAGAGCUAUAACAGCACCUCCUACAGAAUCAGCAUCUACUACACCAAAUGUUACACCAGGAAAAGUUACUAAAGUUGAAGCAGCUGCAGUCUCUUCAAAUGGAUGUUUAACUACAGAUACUACAGAUUCAAUCAAACCAAUGGAUGUGCCAACACAUUUUCCAACAUAUCCAGCCAAUUAUGCACCUAGUAAUAUUAAUAUCAAUAUUAAUUAUCCACCAGCAUUUCCCCCAGCAAAUGUUUCUGUACCUCCUCCUCCUGUAAAUACAAUGAAUCAUAUUGUUCCACCAAUGCAUCAUAUGGGUUCCUCUGGUACUACUAGACCUGCACCACCUGCUCCUACUACAACACCAGCACCAUUUCAACCAUAUCCUUAUCCUACAAAUGCCUCAUAUUUUCCUCCAAAUAAUCCAGUACCUCCAGCACCUACACCGCGUACAUAUUACCCACCACAACCUUAACACAUACAAAUUUGCAAGCUCAAAUAUGAAAUAUUUGUUUGUGUAUCAUUAUUAUAACUAAAAUUAUUAUUGUCAAAAAAAUAAUAAUUAAAUUCUUGUAAA
Apis florea (little honeybee) is the source of this 1574-nucleotide messenger RNA. It is a transcript of the gene CycK, whose product is annotated as cyclin K. The record is from RefSeq and is a predicted model, not a curated record. NCBI's taxonomy places the organism in Eukaryota, Metazoa, Arthropoda, Insecta, Hymenoptera, Apidae. Gene Ontology annotation, biological process: regulation of transcription by RNA polymerase II. Gene Ontology annotation, molecular function: cyclin-dependent protein serine/threonine kinase regulator activity.